GUAUGGUCUAAAGAGAAACGCCGUCAAUGGCGCGUAUGCACCAGCCUCGUAAGUCUUUUCACAUUGCCAACUCCGAUCCUUCAAUGGCCCUAGUCGCAACUUGGAGUCUCCUCAAUGUCCGUCGCGUUUUUCCAUCAGCUCAAGAUCUUCCGCACUCUAUUAGCAUUGCCCGUUCAAGCCUCCGUUCUCAAUGCUCUUCGAUGUUCUUUUCCUCUUCAUUCCCAUUCAACAAGCGUCAGACGCCUCCACAAGGAUCUGCUGCACGUAUCCGCUGCGCUCUCUGCGUGGCUCGACACACGCCAGGUUGCGCAGUGCCAUGUGUUCCUCCACUGUCUUCACGAGGGUACCAGCAGUUUUCGUAGACCUUACCUGCUUCCAUAGGCCAUCUACUUAUGGCCGUCCUCAGGUCUGGACAUCGGUUUGUUCAAGUCUCCAUGUUGCAUUUCAAUUCAUCCAUCAGACCAAGAUUA
Molecule: messenger RNA, 470 nt
Organism: Aureobasidium pullulans EXF-150
Lineage: Eukaryota; Fungi; Ascomycota; Dothideomycetes; Dothideales; Saccotheciaceae
Exons: 1
Coding region: 115-381 (88 amino acids)
Source: RefSeq, a predicted model, not a curated record